UAUAUGACAUAACUUUCUUACACGUACUGCCAAAUGAUAACGUCAUGAUUUAAGCGAAGUAUUUUUCAAAUUUCUUCUGUGUAUCUGCUGUCAAAACAAGGAAAUAAGGUCCGUAACUGUGAUCAUCCGGAAAAUCGAUUGCUUAAAUAAAUAAAAAUGUGUCUUUCAUACGGGCCGCGGGAGCCGAUGUAUUUUGAGAACGCGCGUAGCCGCCGCAUCUUCAUCAGUAAGGUUUUAAUGAUAGUGGCCGUUAACUUGCUCAUAACCACGCUGAUAAUGACAUCUGUUGUCUUCAAUAUGGGGGCGAGGCGGUUCCUGCAGAAGCACUGGUACAUCGGGGUAAUCGGAAUAGGUGUUAUAGCUUUGAUUUCCUUUGUGGUGUGCUUCUGCCCCUUCGUGUUCCAAAAGUUCCCAUGCAAUUACAUCCUAUUGCUCAUCUAUGUGUUGGCCCAUGCCGCAGUGGUGUGCUGUGCUGCGGUUCGAUAUCAUCCGAGACUGGUUUUUAUAGCCUUGGGCAGUUGUGCCGGCAUUGUGGUGUUGCUGUGUCUGUUCGCCAGAUUUGCUCCUUGCGAUUUCACCGGAUGCUGGAUAUUUGUAUUCGUGUUUUCCUUAGUAGUUAUGAUCAUGGGAAUAGUGGCCAUUUUCAUCCCAAGCGUACGCAUUGCGUAUGCCUCUCUCGGAGUGCUCAUGUUCUGCAUGUAUGUGGUGAUUAAUAUCCAAAUGGUAAUUGGCGGCAGAACCCACCAAAACGAGUACGACGAGGAGGAUUAUAUCAUAGCAGCCAUGUCACUAUACAGCGACUUUGUAUUCCUCUUUCUAUUCUUACUGGACCUAUUUGGGUUGAUAGAUGUCUAACAAUAAAUAUGUUUUUGAAUUAUG
Drosophila teissieri is the source of this 879-nucleotide messenger RNA. Its product is annotated as protein lifeguard 1. Gene Ontology annotation, cellular component: membrane. The transcript has 3 exons. NCBI's taxonomy places the organism in Eukaryota, Metazoa, Arthropoda, Insecta, Diptera, Drosophilidae. The record is from RefSeq and is a predicted model, not a curated record. The coding region runs from base 157 to 855 and encodes 232 amino acids.